AGACUCAGCUACGGGUAGCAGGAAGGCCAAAGGCGAUCAGUGUAAACAUUCCGUAUUUCCUGAAUUGCGAACUGUAAUAUUGUCUAGUAGAACAGCAGCUAGUGUAGUGUAGUUAAUUCUCUUUAAUAAAGCUCAGUUUACAGUAUGGCGAGAAACAUUUCCAUCAGAUUUGAUGAUUAAGGUUAGUAAAUGUUGUGGAUUUAAUCAGACUGCAUUAAACAGUGUAGAGUUGUGUAAUGGCAUUGUCCUUGUCUUUGAGUCGAGCUGCACAUCGUCACUGUGUGCUGCAGUUAAUAACGUGGAGAAAGUCACAGCAGCUUCUGUGUGGAAACCUCAGAAGCUUUGGCACAAAGUCGGAGCGAGAUCGGCCCAUUCCCAAGAUUUACACCAAAACAGGAGACAAAGGAUUUUCCAGCACUUUCACAGGAGAGAGGCGGCCCAAAGAGGAUCGUGUUUUUGAAGCUUUGGGUACAACGGACGAGCUCUCGUCUGCCAUCGGGCUGGCUAGAGAGUUCUGCCUCGAGAAAGGACACGCCUUCACCCAUCAGCUAGACAAGAUCCAGUGUGUGCUGCAGGACGUGGGCUCUAACAUGGCCACUCCUCGCUCAUCAGCCCGAGAGAGCCACAUAAAGAAGACGCAGUUCAGCAGUGAGACUGUAGCAGAGCUGGAGAGAUGGAUUGAUUCCUACACAGAUGAGCUUCCUCCUCUCACACACUUCAUCCUCCCUUCUGGGGGGAAAAGCAGUGCUGCCCUGCAUGUGGCCAGAGCUGUGUGUCGCCGGGCCGAGCGCUGCGUGGCUCCUAUAGUGCGUUCAGGCGAGGCCGAUCCUGACGUCAGUAAAUAUCUCAACAGGUUGAGUGAUUACCUGUUCACACUGGCCAGAUACACAGCCAUGAAAGAAGGAAACACAGAGAGGAUCUACAGGAGACCUGAAUGAACUUCUUCAACAUCAGAAAUAAACUCUCUUUUCUGAAAACUGUGAGAUUUCUCCAGUAUGUUUAUCUAAAUCACUUAUUUUGACCUGGUGUUGAAAACGUCUCCUGAUUCAGCUGAUGGUGUUAAUUCCACUGCAUCACUUCAUUACACUCCAACACUGACACAUAAUCAGAGUUCAUCACGAUGAACUCAUGGACUCUCUGUCUGACUCCAGCCACUGAACCGCUCUGACAGUACAAUAAAAGUAAAAUAUAACUCGGAAUAAACACAGUACAAACCUG
Messenger RNA from Hemibagrus wyckioides, 1218 nucleotides. Its product is annotated as corrinoid adenosyltransferase MMAB-like. Gene Ontology annotation, molecular function: corrinoid adenosyltransferase activity. NCBI's taxonomy places the organism in Eukaryota, Metazoa, Chordata, Actinopteri, Siluriformes, Bagridae. The coding region runs from base 237 to 938 and encodes 233 amino acids. The transcript is spliced from 9 exons. The record is from RefSeq and is a predicted model, not a curated record.